AUGGAACUGCAAAAUUAUUCCUUGGUGUCAGAAUUUGUUUUGCAAGGACUCUGCACUUCCCGUCAUCUCCAAAAUGUUCUCUUUGUGUUCUUCUCUGGGAUAUAUGUGACCAUUGUGCUGGGUAAUGUCAUCAUUGUGGUCACUGUCAUUUUUAACCCCUCCUUGAACUCUUCCCCUAUGUACUUUCUGCUGGGAAAUUUAUCUUUUCUGGACAUAUGGCUGGCCUCAUUUGCCACUCCCAAGAUGAUCAGGGAUUUUCUUAGUGAUCGAAAGCUCAUCUCAUUUGGAGGAUAUAUGGCUCAAAUCUUCUUCUUGCACUUUGUUGGUGGGGCUGAGAUGGUACUUCUGGUUUCCAUGGCCUAUGACAGAUAUGUGGCCAUUUGCAAACCCUUGCAUUAUAUGUCCAUGAUGAGCAGGCAGACUUGCAUCGUGCUGGUGCUGGUAUCGUGGACUAUUGGAUUUGUGCAUUCCAUCAGUCAGGUAGCCUUCACUGUGAAUUUACCUUACUGUGGCCCCAAUGAGGUAAAUAGUUUCUUCUGUGAUCUUCCUCUUGUGAUCAAGCUUGCCUGCAUGGACACCUACGUCUUGGGUAUACUUAUGAUCUCAGACAGUGGGUUGCUCUCCAUGAGCUGUUUUCUGCUCCUGCUCACCUCCUACACUACCAUCCUCAUCACUGUCCGUCAGCGGGCCUCUGGUGCAGUAUCCAAAGCACUCUCUACUUGCUCUGCACAUAUCAUGGUGGUCACACUGUUCUUUGGGCCUUGCAUCUUCAUUUAUGUGUGGCCUUUUAGUCGGUUUUCUGUGGACAAGCUCCUCUCUGUGUUUUACACCAUUUUCACUCCACUUUUGAACCCCCUCAUCUACACAUUGAGAAAUAAGGAGAUGAAAACAGCUAUGAAGAAACUGUGGACCCGUCAUAGAACUUUUCAGUGA
Messenger RNA from Condylura cristata (star-nosed mole), 933 nucleotides. Its product is annotated as olfactory receptor 4K14. The coding region runs from base 1 to 933 and encodes 310 amino acids. Gene Ontology annotation, cellular component: membrane. NCBI's taxonomy places the organism in Eukaryota, Metazoa, Chordata, Mammalia, Eulipotyphla, Talpidae. Gene Ontology annotation, biological process: G protein-coupled receptor signaling pathway. The transcript has a single exon. Gene Ontology annotation, molecular function: G protein-coupled receptor activity; olfactory receptor activity. The record is from RefSeq and is a predicted model, not a curated record.